UCCCCAGAAGGCCACAGACCCAGGGGCAGGUACUGAGAGAGUUGAGGGGCUAAGCCAAUGCUGGAAGAUUAACUCUUGGUAACAACAAACCUGAAAUCAUCACCUCUCCAUCUCCCUGGGACAUUUGGCUGAUACAGGCUUCCCUGAGGAUGCUUCAGGGAAGAUUGCAAUGGUCAGAGGAUCACAUCCUCACAGGCAACCCACAGCAGUGCUGCACCCCAAUGUUGCAGUAACACUAACACUCUCUCACUUAGCAAAAAUCUUUUCAGCAUUAAAAAUAAUCUCCAGCUCUCUGCUCUCCCAUGGAGGCUAGAGCUCCCACACUUGUGCUAGUGGAGGCUGACACCUUACACCACAGUUUGCCCAUUGAAUAGCAUCAUGACCAUCAUCCACCCCUCCACCUGCCCUUCCCUGGGGCUGAUGGGGACUCUAAAGCCCUUCUCCCCCGCUCAGCGCUCUGCAGCCCCCGCAGCUCACAGCCCUGCUGCCAAACCCAACUCUCACCCCUGCUGACACCUCCAUCCUGUUUGUGGUGUCCUUGGCACUUCCUCCUCCAGCACUUCCAGUCCCCUGCAGCUCCCAGCCCAGCCAGCUCCAGCACAGCCCACAACUGAGCCAACAUUAACAAGCAGAGACUCCAGCCCAGCCAAGGCCACCACCAAAGGCAGGAGCCUGUCCAUGGGUAGAUCACUGCAGCUCUUUGCCAGGACAUCCAAAAGGAAGAAGAAACUACUGGAGAGAGUCCAACAGAGGACAACAAAGAUGCUGAGGGGACUGGAGCAUUCCUGAUGAGGAGGGAAAGACUGAGAGACCUGGGGCUGUUUAGCUUGGAGAAGAGCAGCCUGAGAAGGGAUCUUCUCAGUGCUGAUCAAUAGCUAAAGGGUGGUGGUCAUGGGGAUGAGCUCUUUUCAGAAGUGGCCAGUGAUAGCACAAGGGGCAAUGGGCAAUAGGUAUAAAUUGGAAACCAGGAGAUUUCAUUUGAACUUCAGGAAAAAUUUCUUUACUCUGAGGGUGCUAGAGACCUGGAGCAGACUGCCCAGAGGGAUUGUGGAAUCUCCCUUCUCUGGAGAGACAGCCUGGCCCAGCAGUGCCCAUGGCACUAGGAUGUCCUCCAAGUCCACAAAGACCCCACACAAGGCAGACCCACAAGUUCACACACCAAACCUCCAUCCCAGGAGAUGCAGAGUGCUCAGCACAGGGCUUCAUUACCCUGAAACCAGCAACAAGCUGGCAGGCCUAGCAUGUAUUCAUAGCGGUACCAGAGGACCGCUUUCACCAAGUAAGCCCUGGCAGUUUCUUCACUUCUUUGUUUCUCAGAGACCCAAACCCAAGUGUCAGAAAUUAAUAAAAGGAAAGGUUAAAGUUUUGCUUCCUUUGUGUUUUACACAGCUGCAACAUGAUCAUCCUCUGAGAUCACCUUUCUUCCCUGCAGACAGGUGAGGUAGAAGCUGUUGUCUUAGGGUACUGAACAGUAACUGGAUCCCACAGACCCAGAUACAGACACUGCCCUGUGAGCUUCUGCUAGGGAGAAACUGCCUCUGGUGUGUACACAGACCCUGCUGCAGGGAGAACCACCACCAUGCAGCUGACACUCUGCAGGCUGCGGACUCACCAGUGGUGCUUCAUUCUCUUUAAUGUUUUGCUUUUCCAUCUGCUGCUUUUCGGAGCAGAUUUACUGGAGGAAUACUUCCUGCGGUCACUUCCUCUUUCUUACACCGAUGCAAAGACUCUGGAAAUUAGGGAGAGGGCCAGGAAGCUUCAUACAGAUGCUCUAAAGGCCAACCUCUCUCACACUGUCAGCAGUGCAGCAACAUGCUCUGAUCAGGAGAUAUUUUUGCUUGUUCUUGUCUGCAGUAGCCCAGAAAACAGGACAAGACGCAAUGUGAUCAGGCAGACAUGGGGCAACGUGACAGCCACCAGAGGUUAUGCUGUCCUUACUCUCUUUGCCUUAGGAAAGCCAGCUUCAGUAGCCACCCAGCUGGAGAUCAAUGAAGAGUCUCAAAAGCACAGAGACAUUAUUGAAGGCAGUUUCAUUGAUUCUCCUGAGACGCAGACACAGAAGAUGUUGAUGAGCGUGGAGUGGACAGUGACUUUCUGUCCCCAGGCAAAGUAUAUUCUGAAAACAGAUGAGGACGUGUUUGUCAGUAUUCCAAGCCUGGCUGGAUACUUGCUUAGCUUACAACAACUCGAGGACGUUUACAUUGGGAGGGUCAUUCAUCAAGGAAUGCCCAUCAGAGACCCCCAGAGCCUUGGCUUUGUUCCCAUCCACCAAUACUCAGAGGAGUUUUACCCAGAUUACUGCGACGGGAGCGCCUUCGUCAUGUCCCAGGACACCGCUUGCAAGGUGUACGUGGCUGCCAAGGAGGUGCCAGUUUCAGUGCCCCCUGAUAUUUUUGUUGGGAUCUGUGCUAAAAAAGCUGGCAUCACUCCCAUCCACAGCUCUCGUUUUUCUGGGGAGAAGCACAUCAGCUACAAUCGAUGCUGCUAUAAAUUCAUUUUCACCUCUUCCAACAUGAAAGAGGACGAGUUAUUUAAAGCCUGGAAGGAAACAAGCGAGGGGGAAGAUUGCUCAUUACUGGAGACCUACUAUGGGCUGGUGUCCUGCAAGGUUCUGACCUACAUUGAUAAGUUCAAACAGUUUAACUUGGAUAGAAUUAAAAGUGAGCUUCUUCAUUUCGUCGACUAAGAUCUAACUCCUGCGCAGGAAGCCUGCGCUUUCUCUUACCAGCUGCUUUAUCUUGUCAACAUUUAGCAGCAACCAUCUCUCAUAGCUCUCUUCCCUUCAACAGCAAAUGAAUUCUCAACACUACAGUGUUACAGCAGCCAGGGAACUGGAUGUACUCAUAAACACCCUCCAAGUGCAUGUAAACAAGUAAAAAAAAUUAAUGGGUGUUGUAAGAAACUUUGUCUGUUUGCAGGAUUUCUUCCCCAGCCUUCUGAAGCCUGCUACCUUAACCCUAAACUCCUGGUGGUUUUGUUUUAUCUGAGGCAUCACCUGCUCCCAAAGACUUUUGUAACCAAGGGGAAUCUUUUCAUCCACAAAGGGAGCAGUACCAGUGGAACCACAGAACAGCUUAGAGUGGGGGCAGACAUGGAACCAUCAUAGGGAUUGCUUAGGUAAAGCAGCCCAAGGAGGCUGCACAACCUACCUGUUGGAGAAUCUUCUAUUUCUGCCAGCCAUGGCAUCAGAGAACACUGCCCCAGAGCUCCACACAGAGCAUUGUGCUAGAGAACAUCAGCAGUGAGGUCAGAACAAGUUCACCAGCAUGCUGGAAACACCAACCUCAUCCAAAAGCAUUGAGAUUUCCCACAUUAGGAACCAGUUGGUGAACAUAAAAGCUACCUAUAGCUGUGUCCUCCAGGUGAAGUCCUCCACAUCACCACUUUCAGCAGCAGAAAGAUCAGCUCAACAGAAUUGGUCUAGUUGAGCUGGGCACACAUGGGAAGAGGCACACAUUUCCUUUUGAGGGUCCAUCUGCUCUUCCUGCUGUGACUGAAGGAAGUGGAGAGGUGCUCUGAAGGAUCCACAGCUCUUAACUACCAAGUUAUGCUGCUUGUUAAUCAGGGUCAAAUGAUCAGCUCUGGUUUUAGGGAUGGGUUUUGUUUGGUUUUAGCAUGUUACCUCAACUUGCAUUCUCCAUCAUUCCAUGUGUUUUUCCCUCAAUUACCUCCACUGUUUACUUUAUGGGAAGAGGGCAGGGACCACACACUUACAAGUUUUCCCACUACAUAGGAUACAUCAGCAACAAGUAAACCACAUGGCAACAUACAGCACAGGCAGGUGUCAUGGGCUGAGCUGAACCUGCUGCUGAUACUCAACCCCAUGCUGCCAUCAUGCCAGCUUCAAAAUGAAGCUGCUGGCUGCAGCAAAGUAUCAUGGGGCUUGAAGUUCAGAUUGCAAUACAAGAGGCUUCUCGUUCCAGAUGCUGCUUCCAGUUUGUAGUUUGGGGUGCUGGGUCUUUUCUGCCAGGCU
Messenger RNA from Dryobates pubescens (Downy woodpecker), 3973 nucleotides. It is a transcript of the gene B3GALT9, whose product is annotated as beta-1,3-galactosyltransferase 9. The coding region runs from base 1580 to 2686 and encodes 368 amino acids. The transcript has 2 exons. Gene Ontology annotation, molecular function: hexosyltransferase activity. NCBI's taxonomy places the organism in Eukaryota, Metazoa, Chordata, Aves, Piciformes, Picidae. The record is from RefSeq and is a predicted model, not a curated record. Gene Ontology annotation, cellular component: membrane.